Messenger RNA from Lithohypha guttulata, 1713 nucleotides. RefSeq lists its product as uncharacterized. The coding region runs from base 1 to 1713 and encodes 570 amino acids. The record is from RefSeq and is a predicted model, not a curated record. The transcript has 2 exons. NCBI's taxonomy places the organism in Eukaryota, Fungi, Ascomycota, Eurotiomycetes, Chaetothyriales, Trichomeriaceae.
AUGGCACCUAAUAAAUAUCAGCAGCACCCCCCUUUCAGCCCAAACGCUAAGCUCCUGCAACGCUUCUACGCACCACUGAUACUUCUUAGUGUCUACGAUCCGACUCGAGGAAGAACAAAUGAGGAGACGUUGGAUGACGUAGUUACCGACCAACUGACUGAGCUUUGGCAUAAAUUCCUUGACAGUAUCUUGUUGUUGUGCGACUUCGAGAAAGGUGGUGAUACUGUGGCUGCAAUAGGUGCCCAAACGACCCCGGAAAGUCCUAUAUACUGGCUCGCGUCAAACUCGGGGAAAGUCAAGCGAUCUCGCGAACACCUCGUCUGGAUAUUUGAGCAACUGAAUAGGAUGUGUGCAGAUGAAGGUAUUUCUUACAAGGUACAAGAGGGCAUCGUGAAAGAGUCGAUCAGUUUUUGCUCGAAACGAAUCAACGAUCAGAGUCGGUGGUUAUCGAAGGAUAUCCAGCAUGCACGACAAGCCGCUGGGGCGUCCACCACGAACGAAGAAGUCCGUCUGCUCGAAAGUCUUGUGCAAUUCACCUCAUUGGCAGGACUUGGCGACAAUCACUGUCUCUGCUUGUUCGCCUACAAGUUUCGCAAAACUUCGGAAAUGAAAUGGCUGACUGAGAAACAUCACGCAAAUCCAGGGAGCAUUUGGUCAAGUAUUCGACAUCACAUCGGUCGACUUGGAGUCUGGGAGAAAGCAGCUGCAGUUCUUGUGCGUGGCACAAAACGCUUCCCACAAAGAGUAGAGAAGGCCAGCAUUGAGCUCGUGACGCCUGCUCCAUACGUUGAUUUGCCAUGCAGAGAUGACGAACAAAUACCCAGCCUGGAUCGGGUCAUGAAAACCAUGUUUGAUGCAAACAAUCGAAAUGUGGCGCGGCAGCUCAAUGAUGCCUUGGAGGAAACGAACAUCGUCGCAGAGAUCAAAGCGCCCUUUCGACAACGUUACACGCAAUUUGACCCCAGACCACAUGCAGAAUUGCUGGUGUUAGAGCAUUUCAAUACCAAGAAAUUAGAGUUUGUGGCUGAUGAUCCGUAUAUUGGCUGUAGCAAACCUUCGUGCUACUGCUGUGAUCUGUACAUGCGAUGUCAUCCGAUGAAACUUGCACGACGACCGACUCAUGGCAACCUGUGGAUCAACUGGGCGCCGCCUAUGCCGCUCCAGCCUAGUGAGAGAAAGGCGAUUACAGGAGUACGUCCACAAGAGCAUCACACCUUCAUCAUCUUACAAAAUAUGCUUACGGAGAUCCGGCGUGAUUUACGAAAGCAGAUCGAAUCAAGAAGACCCAGAGGAAGACGGCUGCCAGACUCUACGACAGGUAUGAUGAGCACUCAGGAAGGUUCACAAUUGAUACUAGACAAAGUGGUUGGAGAGAUGCUGAACUUGAGCGUUAUUCGAGACGUGCCUAAACAUUCGGAGCUGUAUAGCAGGAGCCAAGUUCCGCCAGAAGGAAACGGUCCAGACUCGAUUGCCCAGGUGUUGAUCGCACAGUCAGCAGGAACAGCCAUGAAAUCGAAGCUGCCCAAUGAUGAGGUGCCUGAGCAUCGUGCGUCGCACCUGCUCCACGUUUUCACCACAAGCAGACAAUCGGACCUUCGACGAACUGGUUUGCCAAUCAGGCAGCAAAAUGAUCUGCUCGACCAGUCCCAACACAAAGAUGGUCAGUCUGAUGAUGUGGUGGUCUUCGGUGGCAGACGUAUCCGGUCAACUUGA